AUGCAUGAUCAUUACCUCGUUGGCCUGGACUUUUCCAACACUGGCAGCGAGCCCUCCACCUAUGCCCUCGAGUGGGUGUCCCAGCACUUCCUCGCCGAGGGUGAUCGCCUGACUGUCGCCACAAUCCUUCCCAACAUCGCAACCGAGGAGAUCCAGGAGGCCGAGCAGGCAGUCAUUGCGCGCGCCCAGGCCCUGCUGGAGCACAUGGCCACAACCUACUCCAAGAAGCACAUCGAGGCCGAUUUCAAGCUGAUUCACUCAUCGCAAGACACUGCAUUGGCGCUGUGCGAGAUGGCCGUUGAUGUCAAGGCCACCAACCUGGUUCUCGGAUACGACCCCUACAAGAAGUCACACCACAUGGGCAACUAUUGCUUGGACAACUCCGAGGUCCCCGUGACUGUUGUCCGCCCCGUAUACCACUACAAAUGA
This is a messenger RNA of Polychytrium aggregatum, 429 nucleotides long. RefSeq lists its product as uncharacterized. Lineage: Eukaryota; Fungi; Chytridiomycota; Chytridiomycetes; Polychytriales. The record is from RefSeq and is a predicted model, not a curated record. The transcript is spliced from 2 exons. The coding region runs from base 1 to 429 and encodes 142 amino acids.